CCCCGCCCCCUCAUGGCCCUGUCCUGACUCCUGACCCGCCGUGAUGGGGAUAGCUCUAGCAGUCUAGCUCGCUCCCUGUCCCUUAUAAUCCGCCGAUCCACGAAGAUACAAACAGCCUCGCAAGCCACCGCGGCCAUCUUAGCUAGCUGCAACUGCAAGCCGGGAGUCCUCAUGGCGAGCCAAGCCUUCCUGUACCUCGCGCUGCUACUGCUACUCUGUAGUGCCACCCAAGGCGACGAGAUGGGAGCCGAUGCGGCGGGCGGGACGCCGUGCCGGGCGGCGGACCUGGUGGUGCGGCAGUCGGCGACGGGGCGGGUGGUGGAGGGGAAGCCGGAGUACGCCGUGGAGCUGACCAACCGCUGCCGGUGCGCGCAGUCCAGGGUGCUGCUCCGCUGCUACGGCCUCAGCAGCGUCGAGGCCGUGGACCCGCGGGCGAUCCGGCCAGUUGACGGAGAGCGCUGCCUGCUCCGGGGCGGCCGGCUGAUCCCGAGCGGCGCGCCGGUGCGGUUCAAGUACGCCUGGAUGACGCCGUUCGACUUUCCACUGAUCAGCUCACAGGUUCACUGCUAGGUACUACAUCUAGCUAGCUGCCGUGCCUAGCUCAGCCGAUGGUACAAAUGUAUACGGUGAACUAGUGCGAUUGCGCGCUCCGCCGCGCAUAAUGCUAUUCUUCCUGUUUGAUACUCUCUCCGGUUUAAAGUAAGUGACGUGAUUCUAGUUCAGAUUUCCAACUAGAACCACGACACAUAUUUUUGGAUUGGAGGAAGGAGUGUUUAGCUAGGCUGAUUUGAUGCGAUUUCUCUCUGUUAUAACAUGAAUGUGAGUGUUACUUA
Molecule: messenger RNA, 833 nt
Organism: Hordeum vulgare subsp. vulgare (domesticated barley)
Lineage: Eukaryota; Viridiplantae; Streptophyta; Magnoliopsida; Poales; Poaceae
Product: protein TAPETUM DETERMINANT 1-like
Exons: 2
Coding region: 172-570 (132 amino acids)
Biological process (GO): cell fate determination
Source: RefSeq, a predicted model, not a curated record